Molecule: messenger RNA, 3996 nt
Organism: Eucalyptus grandis
Lineage: Eukaryota; Viridiplantae; Streptophyta; Magnoliopsida; Myrtales; Myrtaceae
Product: disease resistance protein RPV1
Exons: 6
Coding region: 333-3776 (1147 amino acids)
Biological process (GO): defense response; signal transduction
Molecular function (GO): ADP binding; protein binding
Source: RefSeq, a predicted model, not a curated record
AUUUUUUCUCUUCCUUCAUAAUCACUAUUAUCAAAUUAUGUAGGGAUGAGCGUGGUUUUUUUUAAUAAAACUAGACUUGACCAGAGCCUUGAGAGUCCAGACGCCGCUCUUCGUCGCUGAUCACCUCAGGUCUUUCUAAUGCUGGUUCGCUCGCAGUCCGCAGCCGCUGAUCGCGUCUUCGAGGGUGUUGAGAAGCUCCCAGCGGCUGAUUGUGAAUGAGAGAUUAUCUUUGGCAUGUGAAAAAUGCUGGCCCCAAAUCCCGGCUCUGUAAUGGAAUCGCUAAUCAGACAAGGAAGAAUCGUGCACACAAGAAGUAGUUCAUCUCAGUGAAGAUGAAGAGAAAAAGGGACUUGGACAUGGCAACAUUGUCCUUGACAGGUGGAGAUAGUGAGUCACUGGGAACUGAAUUUGAGGUGUUCUUGAAUUUCAGAGGGCUGGACACUCGCCUUAAUUUCACUGAUCACCUCUAUCACUCCCUUGAUGGAGUUGGGAUUCGCGUCUUCUUAGACGAUGCAGAGAUCCAAAAAGGUGAAAAGAUUGGAGGCGAGCUUCUACGUGCAAUCAACAACUCCAGAAUUUACGUGCCCAUCUUCUCCCAAGACUAUGCCUCUAGCGCAUUGUGUCUCCGCGAGCUCGCCCACAUGGUGGAAUGCUUGAGAGGAUCAAUGAACAAAGUGAUCCUUCCCAUUUUCUUCGAUGUCGAUCCUUACGAUGUUAAACUCAGAACUGGAUUAUACAUCGAUGCCUUGAAAAGGCACAAGGAGAGGUUUGGCACCAAUGAAGUACAACAGUGGGAGGAGGCUCUGACAGAGGUCGCUUCGAUCAAAGGAUGGCACUGCAAGGGUAGAGGCCAAGGGGAACUCAUAAAACUUGUUACCGAUGAGGUAUCAAGGAAACUGGCAAGAGGAGCUCGAAUAGUGCCUGAUCAUUUGGUUGGAAUUGAUCGUCAAGUGAAAACCGUGAUGGAUUUGUUAGACAAAGACUCUCUCGAUGUGCGGUUUGUUGUAAUACAUGGAAUGGGCGGAAUUGGUAAGACAACUCUUGCCAAAGUUGUUUUUAAUGAAAUUACUUCUCAGUUUGAUGGUUGCAGCUUCCUGUCAGACAUUCGAGAAUUUUGGCAGCAGGGUAAAAUUGUGAAAUUGCAAAACAGAUUAUUGUCUGACAUCCUCAUGUCUACGUCCAUAAAUAUUUAUGAUACUGACUCUGGGAUCAACAUGAUUAGAGAAAGAUGUUGCCACAAGAAAGUUCUGAUUGUUCUUGAUAAUUUGGAUAAUAGGGACCAACUUGUGAAGCUAGCAGAAAAGUGUGAUUGGUUUGGUCCGGGGAGUAGAAUUAUCGUGACAACUAGGGAUAUCAGUUUUUUCAAAAAGAACAAGAAUAAUGCCUCAAUGCAUCCUAAAGUGUAUUGCUUCUAUGAAAUGGAGGAGAUGCAUAAUUCUUAUGCUAUUCAACUUUUCAGUAGAUAUGCAUUUGGGAGCGAUGCUCCUCCACUUGAAUUUGACAGAAUAACAAGAGAAAUUGUGAAAAUCACUGGUGGACUUCCACUGGCUCUUGUGGUUAUUGGAUCCUCACUUUACUGCGAGGGUAAAGAAGUAUGGGAGGAUAUAUUAGCCAAGCCGGAGAAAAUGCCUCACAAAGAAGUUCAGGACGUAUUGAAGGUAAAUUAUGACAUGUUGGAAUACGAGCAGAAAGAAAUUUUCCUUGACAUUGCAUGCCACAUGGCCGGUGAACACAGAAGUGAUGCAAUUUUUAUGUGGAGAUCUUGUGACUUUUUUCCCAUUGAAGCCAUCACAGCUCUUGUUAAUAUGUCUCUGAUAAAGAUAAUGAAUGACCACAUUUGGAUGCAUGACCAACUCAGAGUUUUAGGGAGGGAACUUGUUCGCAUGGAGAGCAUUGAACAUCCUGGAGAGCAUAGUAGAAUAUGGUGCUCCACUGUAGCUGUGGAUGUUAUACAAAGAAAAGAGGGAACAAAGAAAAUAGUGGCACUCAAAGUAGGUGGGCAAUCUCAAGUGUGCAAUAUUACACGUGAAGACAUUUUAAGGCUGGUGAAAUUAAGGAUCCUUGAAUUGGAUGGAGGAAACUUUGUAGGGGACUUCCAAAAUCUCCUCUUGGAGCUAAGAUGGCUCUCCUGGAAAAAUUGUCCGUCAGAGUUUCAAGCUACUAACUUCUCUCCAAACAAUCUAGUUGUCCUCAAAAUUUCAGAAUCUGACAUUACAAAUGAUUGGGGUGGAUGGAGCCAAAUCAUGGGAAAGCGUAGAUUAAAAGUUCUGCAUCUCGUGAGUUGUAGAAGGUUGAUCAAGACGCCUGACUUCUCUACAUGCUUGACUUUGGAGAGACUCAUUGUGAAGGAUUGUGAUAGGCUCAUUGAGAUUGACCCAUCCAUUACUAUGCUGAAGCAUUUGAAGCACUUGGAAGUUAAAGGAUGUAUUGGUUUAAGGGUGCUUAAAGGAGCUCCAACAACGCUCAAUCUAGGCAUGGCACGUCAUUCAUGGCCAGACUCAUUAGGUAAUCUAAAGCAUCUGUCAAUGUUAAAGAUGGAAAAUAUGGAACUCCUUGAACUUCCGGAUUCAAUAGGAGAAAUAGCUGGUCUUCAAAAGUUGUCUUUAAGAAACUCAUCCGUGAAUAAACUUCCAGAGUCAAUUGGGAAACUAAAAUUUCUAGUCAAGUUGAAUCUAUCUUGUACAAACAUUAUAGAGCUGCCUGGUUCAAUUGGAGAGCUUAAGAGAUUGGAGAAGCUUGAUGUGGGAGAAUGUAAAUUAAGAAAGCUACCUAAGGUGAUAGGGAAGUUGGAGAAGCUUGCACGAUUAGGUGCCGGCGAGUGCAGAUUUUUGGAGGGAGAAAUUCCGAUGGAAAUUGGGGCGCUAUCAUCUUUGAAAGAGCUAGACUUAUCAGGGACCCGUAUUUCUGAAGUGCCACCAAGUAUUAGUCAGCUUUCUCAACUUCAAAAUUUGGAUUUGCUGGAUUGUAAUGAGCUUCAAGAAUUACCAGAGCUUCCUACAAGUUUGGUACGUUUGGACAUUUCAUCUUCAGCAUUACAAAGGAUUCCGGAUCUGUCAAACCUGACCAACUUAAGUUUUCUGUGGUUAUCAGAUUAUGGUCAUCGUAGAUAUCUUAAUAUGCCUUGUGCACCACCAAAUGCAUGCCAAUCUCAAGAUUUGCAAGGGAUUGGGAGGUUAACUAAGUUGAUUUGGUUGGCAUUGGACCUUGUAGAAAUGACUGUGUUACCUGCUGACUUUUGUGCCCUCACUGAACUCGAAUGUCUCGAAUUACCUGACUUCACCUUUCAAUCUCUCAAUUGGAUUCCGCCCAAAAUUAAGUUCUUGAGGUUUUAUGAUCUUGAGUCCACAGAUGGAUGGUCAUGCCUUCACUCCUUAAAAUAUUUGUCCAGAAUGGAUGUGUGCAGGUCGUGCUUAACAGAAAUUCCACUUGAUGUGAUUGGACAGUUGGAGAACCUAAGAGAAUUGCAUGUAUUGCACUGUCUAUUCCUUAAAAGACUGUCCCAUAUACAAAGCUUAAGAAAGCUAGUGGUUUUGGAGGUUAGUCAUUGCCCUUUGCUAGUUGAGAUUCAAGGUCUGAAACAAUCAGAAUCAGUGGAGAGUUUAACAAUUUGGUCUUGCCCGUCUUUGAAAGAGCUACCAGAUUUGUCCAGCUUACAGAACUUGAAGAAGUUGGAGAUAUCUCAUUGCGACUCCUUGGAAAGUUUACCUAUUGUAGCGAACAAGGAAACACGUGAGUCGUUUCUUUCCAAAUGUGGGAUGCUGCCUUGCAUUUACUAGUACAGCAUUUGAAUGGCAUGCUGAGAAGCUAUUGCCUGCGUCUGAUUGACUUUGUUCACUCACCAUCUUCCCUAUUUGUAGCUUGUGAAUACAUAAACAUUCUUAUCCUUACACUGACAUUGAAAAGAUGCUACGUUUAGCUCUCUUUUAAUUCUUGUACGUAAGAUGUGAUGAGACUCAAAUCUUUUCGUGGCUAAUUAUUUGGGUCAUUUGCCGCCAA